AUGUACGAUCUAGGUACGAUCACUUCCUCGCAGCCUGAAGAAGGGACCAGUAGUUGCAACACUGGCAACACCAGGCAACAGUUCCCAUCGAAUGCGCACGAUAUAUUCGGCACGACUACGACCCUAAACGGUUUGGCCAGCAACGACAAUGCAGGGCCGUUUCAAGAGACGCAACGCCCAUCGGAUGCCGGACCCACCCCAAGUAUAGGUGCGAUUGUGGUAAGGACAGAGGAGGAAGAGAACCUUGGAGAGCAGCAGCAGCAGAAGCAGCAACAAAAACAACAACAACAAGUGGUGUGUGAUAGUGCUGGAUAUCCACAGAAACGCAGUUCCGGCGUGACAAAUAGUACGCCAGACGCCCGCAGCCUGAUGCCUUUCUUGGCGCAUUCUGUGAAGCCGGAGACAUCUCCAAUCGCCGUGAAUCUGGGGGCACUAACUGGCACCGUUAUGCAUGAUAUCAUACAAGCACCCCUGAACUUUCAGGGACCGCCGAAGCUUAUGGUGCACCCCCGUCCUAACUUGCGGCAAUCCAGUAUGUCCGCUAGCCUGCGGCAGGGGUCGGUGCCCACCUCCGCGGUUUUCUCCAUGUCCCCUAGCGGAUGUACGCCGCUUUCCGCCUCGUUGCAGACUGAAGGCUCGUUUGGCAGCAAGCCACGCAGCCCAACAUUGAAGGUAACGCCAUGGAACGGCAAGAUAACGAGGAGCCCUGGCAAGGCGAAAAACUGGACGAAACGCGCACCCAUGGUCCCGUCGCCGCAGGAGAGGCAGGUGAGUCGCAGCGAUUGCGACGGCACGCCACGCGCUUCCUUCCUGCUGCCCACGAAGAUACCGCCGCUUUCAACGGUGGGAGCCACUGGCGGCUUUCCUUGUCAAUUGGAAACUCCUCUGCAGGCGCCCGAGCUGCUGCGGCAGCAACCGCCGCGCUUAUCUUACUCAACGACCACGACACCGACGAAUAAGGGCGGUGCUAGAAAUGAACAUCGCACCGGCGCCAAAAACAACGCCGGUGGCGGUACUAACACUCGUGUUGUAAAUAAUUGCGCAACAUCAAGAAAGCGUUCGUCGCUUCCAACCAUUUCUAUUGCGAGUGGCGUUUCCCCAAAAAUGCAACCGACGCGAGGGGAGCGGGGAGUCGAGCGUGGCAAUACUCUAGAAGUGUCCCCGUCAAGCAGUCAGGGCACCGGCGCGCGGUCCGGGUUGGACGCUAGUGGCUCGCUGCCGCACGCCUCCCCGCGUGCGGGAGAUAGGGCGUCUGGUAUCGGCGGCGCUGGCCGUGUCCCGUGUCAGGUGUGGUUGCCGCAGGAAAGUAAGACCCAUAGUGUGCAAGAGCUGCUAGUGCACGAGAUUGUUAGUCGGCUUCGACCGCUAUGA
Trypanosoma grayi is the source of this 1371-nucleotide messenger RNA. RefSeq lists its product as hypothetical. The transcript has a single exon. The coding region runs from base 1 to 1371 and encodes 456 amino acids. NCBI's taxonomy places the organism in Eukaryota, Euglenozoa, Kinetoplastea, Trypanosomatida, Trypanosomatidae. The record is from RefSeq and is a predicted model, not a curated record.